This is a messenger RNA of Lycium ferocissimum, 1124 nucleotides long. RefSeq names its product gamma carbonic anhydrase 1, mitochondrial-like. Bases 66 to 854 code for a protein of 262 amino acids. The record is from RefSeq and is a predicted model, not a curated record. The transcript has 5 exons. NCBI's taxonomy places the organism in Eukaryota, Viridiplantae, Streptophyta, Magnoliopsida, Solanales, Solanaceae.
CAGAGAAAGAAGGGAAAUACAUUUGAGGGCUGUUGUAAUCAGUAAAUUGGAGAAAGCCCGUUGUGAUGGGGAAAGCAAUCUACACCGUCGGAUUCUGGAUCCGUGAGACAGGACAAGCCAUUGAUCGAUUGGGCUGCCGCCUCCAGGGAAACUAUUACUUCCAUGAACAGUUGUCGAGGCAUAGAACUUUGAUGAACCUGUUUGACAAAGUACCAGUUGUUGCUAAAGACGCAUUUGUGGCACCAAGUGCCUCUAUAACUGGUGAUGUUCACAUUGGCCGUAGUGCUUCUAUCUGGUAUGGGUGUGUCAUACGAGGUGAUGUGAACAGUGUCAGCAUUGGAGCCGGAACCAAUGUCCAGGACAAUUCUCUAAUUCAUGUAGCUAAAUCAAAUAUCAGUGGAAAGGUUUUGCCUACGAUAAUUGGCAAAAAUGUUACUGUAGGUCAUAGCGCUGUGUUACAUGGAUGUACCGUUGAAGACGAGGCAUUUAUUGGUAUGGGUGCAACCGUGCUUGAUGGGGCGGUUGUAGAGAAAAAUGCUAUGGUUGCUGCUGGUGCCCUUGUAAGGCAGAACACAAAGAUUCCAUUCGGAGAGGUCUGGGGAGGAAAUCCAGCAAGGUUCUUGAGGAAGCUCACAGAAGAAGAGAUAGCGUUCAUCUCAGAGUCAGCCACAAACUAUUCCAAUUUAGCGCAAGCUCAUGCAGCUGAAAAUGCAAAAGAGUUGGAUCAGACUGAAUUUGAGAAGGUGCUGCGGAAGAAAUUAGCAUGUAAGGAUGAGGAAUAUGACUCUAUGUUGGGUGUUGGUGAAACACCUUCAGAGCUUGCCCUGGCAGACAAGGCACCAAAGGCAUCCUAAGUGUAGGUUCGGACUGGGGUGUCCCUGGGGUUUCGUGAUGUUAUUGGAUAACUCUUUUUGUUUUGGGCGGAUUAACGUGGAGAUGCAUGCGUUUAGUUUCCAAUAAUCAAGGUCAGGCUGAAAUAUCAAAGGUUAAUACUGGUAUGAAGCUCUAGCAUUUUUCUACUUAUUAUGUCUGGCUGAUCAGACCCUUUUGACUGUUUAUGAAAACCAAAGUUACAGUAGAGCUUAUAUAUUUGACUGUUUAUGCAAUUUGAGAAACUUCAAAGA